Molecule: messenger RNA, 584 nt
Organism: Emiliania huxleyi CCMP1516
Lineage: Eukaryota; Haptophyta; Isochrysidales; Noelaerhabdaceae
Exons: 1
Coding region: 70-330 (86 amino acids)
Source: RefSeq, a predicted model, not a curated record
GACGUCCUCGUCCGCUCGCCGGCAGCGCUGGUUGAUGAGCUCGACAAGCUGGAGGACGCAAGGCUUGGCAUGGUCGCGCUCUUUGUAGCGGGCGGCGCCACCUUCGGAGCCUUCUCGCCCUCCAUUCUCUCUUGCAAAUGUAAGCUACGCGCAGCGGCCUACUCUGUCUGCGCAGCUACGUGCGGCGACUCGAUCUUCCGCGUCCGAAUGGGCGACGAGCGGAUGCCUGCCUUUGCGAUUCUUAACGGCGCCCUUCCCUUCUUUGCGGCCGUCCUCAUUGCCCACGGAGCCUCUCGGCAGCUUUAUCAGGCACGACUCCCCGCGCUCUGACGCUAUAGCUUGCACUCAUGUCAUCCGGCGGGGCUGAAAUCAGAGUAUGCUAGGACAUAGCAUGUAGCAUGUGCAUGUGCAUGUGCAUGCACACACGUUGUGAGCAUAAUGGGCGGGAUCCGGGAUAUGGUGGCCAACAAACACUGCGACCCCUCACUGUGUCCCGCUCACGGGAAGGGGAACUGAGAUUUCUUUGUCUUCCCACGCACAACAUCGAAUGGUCGGGUAGUACAUGUACGGCUUCAGGGCUAGAG